CAUCCUAAUGAUCAAAAUAUUUACAAAGUUACUUGUAAAAUGAUUUUACAUUCAACUAUGCAUAAGGCAAACCUUGAGUUCCACUUGAGACAGUUUCUUACUGAUAAUUUAGAAUUUAACAUCAAUAAUAUUGGACAGAGUAGCACUUCUAAUACAGAUUUAGUCAAUAACAAUCUAUUUACUCAACAAGAUAGUGAUAGUUAA
Funneliformis mosseae is the source of this 204-nucleotide messenger RNA. NCBI's taxonomy places the organism in Eukaryota, Fungi, Glomeromycota, Glomeromycetes, Glomerales, Glomeraceae. The record is from the annotation of a GenBank genome assembly.